Messenger RNA from Condylura cristata (star-nosed mole), 9085 nucleotides. RefSeq names its product laminin, alpha 4 (gene LAMA4). The transcript is spliced from 39 exons. The coding region runs from base 224 to 5692 and encodes 1822 amino acids. The record is from RefSeq and is a predicted model, not a curated record. Gene Ontology annotation, molecular function: signaling receptor binding. Gene Ontology annotation, biological process: cell adhesion; regulation of cell migration; regulation of cell adhesion. NCBI's taxonomy places the organism in Eukaryota, Metazoa, Chordata, Mammalia, Eulipotyphla, Talpidae.
UAAUAACCAGGUUCGCUCGCGGGCUCACCGAAUCCUUUCUGCCUUUGAUGAUUUGCUUUAAGCUCCAACCAUCUUUGCUCUGGGCUUCCUGGAACCCCUCCUUCCCACAUCUGGAUAUAGCAGACUCAGAGAAGGUGAAAUAACCCAAGCACAGCCGCACCACUGGGGGUGCCGAAGAGGACGAACCGUGACCGAACGCCUGGAAGAGCCUUUCAGCCGAGAGAUGGCUCGGAGCUCGGUCUGGAGCUCACUUCUGCCUCUGGGGCUCCUCUGGGGCGCUGUCUGCUCAGGCUCGGCAUCUGGGGACGAAAACGCUUUUCCUUUUGACAUUGAAGGGAGCUCAGCCGUAGACAGACAAGACCCAUCCGAGACCAGCGAGCCCCACACCGCUCCCGGAAACCUGCUGCCGACCGCUGAGAAAUGUGGCCCUGGGCUCUUCCGUGCCCACUCAGGAGACUGCUUGCCCUGCAGCUGUAAUGGUAACUCCAACCAGUGCUUGGAUGGCUCCGGAUUCUGUGUGCACUGCCAGCGGAACACCACUGGAGAGCACUGUGAAAAAUGUCUAAAUGGUUAUAUUGCAGAUUCUAUCAGGGGUGCACCCCGGAUCUGUCAGCCAUGCCCCUGCCCUCUGCCCCACGUGGCCAAUUUUGCAGAAUCCUGUUACAGGAAAAAUGGAGCUGUUCGGUGUAUUUGCAAUGAAAACUAUGCUGGACCUAACUGUGAAAGAUGUGCUCCUGGUUACUAUGGAAACCCUUUGUUGAUUGGAAGUACCUGUAAGAAAUGUGACUGCAGUGGUAAUUCAGACCCCAACCUAAUCUUUGAAGACUGUGAUGAGGUCACCGGCCAGUGCAGGAAUUGUCUCCGUAACACAACUGGAUUCAAGUGUGAACGCUGUGCCCCAGGCUACUACGGGGAUGCCAGGAUAGCCAAGAACUGUGCAGUGUGUGAGUGUGGGGGAGGCCCUUGCGACAGUGUAACCGGAGAAUGCUUAGAAGAAGGUUUUGAAGACCCUACAGGCAUGGACUGCCCAACCAUAAGCUGUGAUAAAUGCGUCUGGGAUCUGACUGACGACCUCCGGUUGGCGGCUCUCUCCAUUGAAGAAAGCAAGUCUGGUCUGCUGAGUGUGUCAUCUGGAGCCGCUGCUCACAAGCACGUGAAUGAAAUCAACUCCACUAUCUACCGCCUCAAAACAAAAUUGUCAGAAAGAGAAAACCAUUAUGUCCUGAGAAAGAUACAAAUCAACAAUGCUGAGAGCACAAUAAAAAGCCUUCUAUCUGACGUAGAAGAAUUAGCUGAAAGGGAAAGUCAAAGCUCAAGAAAGGGUCAACUGGCUCAAAAGGAGAGCAUGGAUACCAUUAACCACGCCACUCAACUUGUAGAGCAAGCCCAUCAUAUGAGGGAUAAAAUCCAAGAGAUCAAUCAGAAGAUGCUGUAUUAUGGAGAGAAACAAGAACUUAGCUCUGAGGAAAUCUCUGAGAAGCUGGUAUUGGCUCAGAAGAUGCUAGAGGAGAUUAGACAACGUCAACCAUUCUUCACCCAACGGGAGCUUGUGGAUGAGGAGGCAGACGAAGCCCAUGAAUUGUUGAGCCAGGCUGAGAUUUGGCAGCGACUCUACAAUGAUACUCGCUCUCUGUUUCCUGUUGUUCUGGAGCAACUGGAUGAUUACAAUGCUAAGCUGUCAGACCUCCAGGAAUCACUUGACCAGGCCCUUGACCGUGUCCGGGAUGCGGACGACAUGAACAGGGCUACAGCAGUCAGGCAGCGGGAGCACGAGAAACAACACAAGAGAGUCAGUGAAAAGGUGGAAGGGGUGAACGCUUCUCUGCAGAUGUCUUCAGACUCUCUGGCAACAACUCAUCUGACCCUCUCAGAACUUAAUGAAAUUAUAAAGAAUACAUCAGGAGUUUAUGCUGAAAUAGAUGGAGGCAAAACUGAACUACAAGGAAAAUUAUUCAACCUGAGUAACCUCAAUCCUGAUUUAGUCCAAGAAGCUAUUGAUCAUGCACAAAACCUUCAACAAGAAGCUGAUGAAUUGAACAGGAAUUUGCACAGUUCAGAUAUGAAUGGGCUGGUCCAAAAGGCUUUGGAUGCUUCAAACGUCUAUGAAAACAUUGCCAAUUAUAUUAGUGAAGCCAGUGAAUCAGCAGAAUUGGCUUUGAACAUCACUGACCGAAUUUACGAUGCUGUGAGUGGGAUUGAUACUCAAAUCAUUUACCACAAAGAUGAAAGCGAGAACCUCCUCCAUCAAGCCAGAGAACUGCAAGAAAGAGCUGAUUCUAGCAAUGAAGAGGCAGUGGCUGACACCGGCAGGCGUGUGGGUGGAGCGCUAGCUCGGAAGAGUGCCCUUGAACACAGAUUAAGUGAUGCUGUCAGGCGGUUGCAAGCAGCAGAGAGAGGUGAUUCUCAGCAACGCCUGGGCCAGGCCAAGCUGAACGUCAAGGAAGCUGACAAGACCACACUGCAAGUCCAGCAGAUCACCGGCCCGCUGGCCAGCAAUCUAACCAGCUGGUCACAGAACCUUCAAAACUUUGACACUUCUGUUUACAACACCGCCGUGGACACUGCCAGGGAUGCAGUAAGAAACCUGACAGAAGUUGUUCCUCAGCUCCUGGAUCAGCUUCGUACAGUCGAGCAGAAGCGACCUGCAAGCAAUGUUUCUGCCAGCAUCCAGAGGAUCCGAGAACUCAUUGCUCAGACCAGAAGUGUUGCCAGCAAGAUCCAAGUCUCCAUGAUGUUUGAUGGCCAGUCAGCGGUUGAAGUGCACCCCAGAACCAGUCUGGAUGACUUAAAGACCUUCACAGCCCUGAGCCUGUACAUGAAACCUCCCACAAAGCGGUCAGAACUGCCUGGGGUUGCAGAUCAGUUUAUACUGUACCUCGGAAGUAAAAACGCCAAAAAAGAAUAUGUGGGUCUUGCAAUCAAAAAUGAUAAUCUGGUGUACAUUUAUAAUUUGGGAACGAAGGAUGUAGAAAUCCCUCUGGACUCCAAGCCUGUCAGUUCCUGGCCUGCUUACUUCAGCAUUGUCAAGAUUGAAAGGGUAGGAAAACAUGGAAAAGUGUUUUUAACUGUCCCAAGUCUAAGUAGCACUGCAGAGGAGAAGUUUAUUAAAAAGGGACAGUUUAUGGGAGAUGACUCUUUACUGGACCUUGAUCCUGAGGACACUGUGUUUUAUGUUGGUGGGGUGCCUUCAGGCUUCAAGCUCCCUGGCAGCUUAGACCUACCUGGCUUCACGGGCUGCUUGGAAUUGGCUACUUUAAAUAACCAUGUGAUCAGCUUGUACAAUUUUAAGCACAUCUAUAAUAUGGAUCCCUCCAAGUCAGUACCCUGUGCAAGAGAUAAACUGGCCUUCACUCAGAGACGGGCUGCCAGCUACUUCUUUGAUGGCUCUAGUUAUGCCGUGGUGAGAGACAUCACAAGGAGAGGGAAGUUUGGUCAGGUGACGCGCUUUGACAUAGAAGUUCGAACACCAGCUGACAAUAGCCUUGUACUCCUGAUGGUCAAUGGAAGUAUGUUUUUCAGCCUUGAAAUGCGCAAUGGUUAUCUACAUGUGUCGUAUGACUUUGGAUUUAGAAAUGGCCCUGUCCAGUUUAAUGACACAGAAAAGAAAGCUCCAAUUAAUGAUGCAAAAUACCACGAGAUCUCAGUCAUUUACCACAAUGAUAAGAAAAUGAUUUUGGUAGUUGACAGACGACAUGUCAAGAGCAUGGAUAAUGAAAAGAUGAAAAUACCCUUUACAGACAUAUAUAUAGGAGGGGCUCCCCCAGAAAUCUUACAAUCCAGGAACCUAAAAGCACAACUUCCCUUAGCUAUCAACUUCAGAGGAUGCAUGAAGGGUUUUCAGUUCCAAAAGAAAGAUUUCAAUCUAUUAGAGCAGACAGAAACCCUGGGAGUUGGCUACGGAUGCCCAGAAGACUCUCUUAUAUCUCGCAGAGCAUAUUUUAAUGGCCAGAGUUUCAUUGCUUCGACUCAGAGAAUAUCUUUCUUUGAUGGCUUUGAAGGAGGUUUUAAUUUCCGAACAUUACAGCCAAAUGGGUUACUAUUGUAUUAUGCUUCAGGAUCAGACGUGUUCUCCAUCUCGCUGGAUAAUGGCACAGUGCUCAUGGACGUGAAGGGGAGCAAGGUGCAGGCGGCCGACCGGCAGUACCACGACGGCCUUCCCCACUUGGUCAUCGCCUCUGUCUCAGUCGGAAGAUAUGAACUGAUAGUAGAUAAAAGCAGACUUGGGAGUAAGAAACCUACUAAAGGAAAAACAGAACAGAAAAAAGAAGCUGAAAAGUUUUAUUUUGGUGGCUCACCUAUCAGUCCCCAGUUUGCUAAUUUUACUGGCUGUAUAAGUAACGCCUACUUUACCAGGUUGGACAGAGAUGUAGAAGUGGAAGAUUUCCAGCGGUAUUCUGAAAAGGUUCACACUUCUCUCUUUGAGUGUCCCAUUGAGUCGUCACCUUUGUUUCUCCUUCACAAAAAGGGAAGAAAUUCCUCAAAAUCUAAAACAAGUCAGAAUAAAAAGGGAAUGAAAAGUAAAGAUGCACCUUCCUGGGAUCCCAUUGGACUGAAGUUCCCAGAGCAGAAUGCUCCCAGAGACACUCAUUGCCACCUUUCCAGCAGGCCUAAGGCCAUAGAGCAUGCCUACCAGUAUGGAGGGACAGCAAACAGCCGUCAGGAGUUUGAAUACUUAAGAGGAGAUUUUGGCGAAAAAUCUCAGUUUUCCAUUGGUCUCAAAACUCGGUCCUCCCAUGGGAUGAUUUUCUAUGUCUCAGACCAAGAAGAGAAUGACUUCAUGACUCUAUUCUUAGCCCAUGGCCGCUUGGUUUUCAUGUUUAAUGUUGGUCACAAGAAAUUGAAGAUUAGAAGCCAAGAGAAAUACAAUGAUGGAUUAUGGCAUGAUGUGAUAUUUAUUCGGGAAAAGAGCAGUGGCCGACUGGUGAUUGAUGGUCUCCGUGUCCUAGAAGAAAGUCUUCCUCCUACUGGAGCUGCCUGGAAGAUCAAGGGUCCUAUUUAUUUGGGAGGUGUGGCUCCUGGAAGGGCUGUAAAAAAUGUCCAGAUAAAUUCAGUCUACAGCUUCAGUGGCUGCCUCAGCAACCUCCAGUUCAACGGUGCCUCCAUCACUUCCGCAGUUCAGACAUUUAGCGUGACUCCUUGUUUUGAAGGUCCGAUGGAAACAGGAACAUACUUUUCAGCAGAAGGAGGAUACGUGGUUCUAGAUGAGUCUUUCAAUAUUGGACUGAAGUUUGAGAUUGCAUUUGAAGUCCGUCCUAGAAGCAGUUCUGGAACCCUUGUUCAUGGCCACAGUGUCAAUGGAGAAUACCUAAAUGUUCACAUGAAAAAUGGUCAGGUCAUCGUGAAAGUCAACAAUGGCAUCAAAGACUUUUCCACUUCAGUAACACCCAAGCAAAGUCUUUGUGAUGGCAGAUGGCACAGAGUUACAGUUAUUAGAGAUUCAAACGUAGUUCAGUUGGAUGUAGACUCUGAAGUGAACCAUGUGGUUGGACCCCUGAAUCCAAAACCAGUUGAUCACAGGGAACCUGUGUUUGUUGGAGGUGUUCCAGAGUCUCUGCUGACACCACGUUUAGCCCCCAGCAAACCCUUCACAGGCUGUAUCCGUCACUUUGUGAUCGAUGGACGUCCAGUGAGCUUCAAUAAAGCAGCCCUUGUUAGUGGUGCUGUGAGCAUCAACUCCUGCCCUGCAGCCUGACACAGCAGAGAAAAGCUGCCGAAGUACAAAGUUCUUUAGAGCACUGAAAGAAACACAAGAGUGAUCCAGGAGAACAGCAAUUCUCCCCCUGUGGAAGCUUCCAUCUAGUUAAGCAGGACUUGAAUCAAUCAUCAGAACUGGAUGUUUAUUAUUUCUCAUUUGGAGUCUUACCUUUGGAACCAACAUGCUUGCAAUGGAUAACAAUCAAAAGAAUGUUAAACUUACUUUUAUUGAGAGUACACUGUGUCCCCUACUGGUGAAAUUACUAGUCCUAUUUCAAAUAAAAUGAAGGAAUUCUAAAUAAACACUGGCACACAUUUUUCAAGUGUAGCUAGAUUCUCGGAUUCAUCUUUCUUUCAGAGAAGAUAACCUUCAAACUGUACCUAACUUCUGUAGGCUAUCACUACUAUAGGUGCUGAAUCAUGGAGGACAUUAUAGAAGAUAGUAAUACAAAAUAAAAAAAAAAUUCAAAGUAUGUAAGUCCUUUUAUUAAUUUUUCCUCAACCAACCAUCAAUUACAACUAUUCUUCUAAAGAAUUAUAAUCUUUUUAAGGUAUCUACAUUAGUAAAGUAUAGAAAAAGAAAAAAUGGGCUUGAAUACCCGAUAGGACAUUAAAAUACAGAAACUGAAAGAAGAGAAUUAUACAUGAAAAAUAUAGGCAACAUUGAAGACAGUGAGAAAAUAGUCCCACAUAUCAACAUCCUACCAUUCAAGGAGGCUGCUUUACCCCUGCCUUCUCAGAAGUGGCACAAUGUAAACUAUGCCAGCCAAGCUGCAGACCCUACCUGGACCUCCUACAGUACCUCAAGAGAAGUACAGAUAAAUGUACUUGUAUCUGCAUGUUGAAACCAAAGAAAUUCUUCUACCUUCUCAAUAAUUUUCAAGGACACUUCUUUACAGAGUUAGGAUUUCAUAUUGUAAUGUUUAGCAAAGAGAAUUUCCUGACACAUAACCUCUUAACAACCACAAGGUUUCAACUCUGAAACCAUGCAUUUACCAUUUCUAAAAACUUGAUUCAUUUUUCUUAGAUGGGAUUCCACUUUCCCCUAGCUUCUGAGGAGACAGAAGUAAUAUAUUUUUUAAAGGUAUAAUAAUCAGGACUUUAUAGAAAGUAUGGAUUGAAUGCUACAUCUAGUAAUUUUUACUUGUUUGCAUGGUCCCUAGAAAAUCAAUCUAUUCUGAUUUCCACAGCUCCAACUUAAAAGAAUAGCCAUAUUUGAACCAAUGCUCUAUUUCCUCUCAUUGCCACAGCUGAAUUAACAAGGGUCUCACUAACUUCUUAUUAAUGCAAACAUCUCUUAUCUAUUAAUACAAAAAGGUAAGUUAAAACAAUUGCAUAUUUUCUCUUGAAAUUUUUAAUUGGGAAAGAAUUUUGUCCUUAACAGUAGAAAUGGAAACCAAAAUAAUUCCAUCUAGAAGUAUGAUUUUUAAGUGUUUACUAAACACUUAGAAAAAAUAGAAUUUUCCACUUCAUAAACCUAAUGCAUGAAACUGCUCUUUGUCUACCAAGACCCACUUAGUUUUCCAUCCAGAGUUAUAUGGAGAUUUCUCAGAAGACAGUGGGUGAUAUCUGUUCUGAAAGGUCCCAUUAUCUGUAACAUGGUAUAUAGGGUAUCCAGAUUCCCUAAAUUGGUGAUUGCAACCUAUAACUGGGACCCUGAAAUAGUAAAUAUAUUACAUUUUAAGGUCACCGAAUUUUAAGGUAUGGAGCCAGCCUUCUUUAGGGAUGACUCAGAAAAGCCAUUUCAGCACAACCAACAAUGUAAAACCACAGACACUACAUGGCAUGGAGGUUUUUGUUCAAUAAAUAGUUAAGUGAUUUUCAGAAGGCAGAGUUUCCAUAGGUUAUCUCUUCACCUCAUCCCAUAAGGCAAUAAGGUGCCUAGGAGUCUGAAUAAUGGAAAAACUGAUGGUGACUUCUCUACUUGGGAUCCCCUGAUCUCGCAUGGGGAAGGACAGAGAGGAAUUUAAAAAACUAAAAGAAAAACAAAUAAAAAUAGUAACAUAUCAAGAAGCAUUAUCCCGUCUUAAGUAGCUUUUCUGGUCCUGAAAAGUCAAGAAGAUUGGCUACCACAGAUAAAGCCACUCAACUUAUAAACUUUACACAAUCACGAAAACUAUUUCCUACCAGAGAGGGGAAUGGGGCAGGUAGAGAAUGAGAUUGGGGAAUAAAAACAUGAUAUGGAAUGCCAAAACACAUACAGAGAGGCAUGAGCACAAGAAGAAUGUAGCAGUUAUAGCAGCAAUUGAUUAGCUGAAGGAACUCCUGAAGCGUGGUACUGACAAUUCAGCAGAGUACCUGGCCAGCGCAGUAGCGCAUAGUGAGUUUACAGUGAACUAAUCAGCAAUCUCUAACAGAGCAUGUUUUUAAAUUAUCAUGUCUAAAUCCAGCUAAUCACUUUGUUAAAUUUAUCCCUAGGUAUUUAAUUCACCUUGAUAGGAUUAUAAAUAAAACUGUUUUCAAGUCUUUUGAAAUUUGUUAUCAUGUCCUCUAAAAAUAGUGAUGGAUUUAUUCUUUUCAAUUUGGGUUCCUUUUAUUUUUCUCUUGCCUAAUUUCUCUAGCUAGGCCUUCCAGCACUAUAUUGAAUAGUAAUGGUGUAAGAACGGAGAUCCUUAUCUUGUACCUAUCUUACAGAAAAGCUUUGUUUAUCACCAUUGAGUAUGAUAGCUCAGGUUUUCAUUAUAUAUGGCUUUUAUGAUGUUGGAGGUAUGUUCCCUUUAGUCCCAUGUUUGAGGUUUUUAUCAGAAAUGGAUGUUGACUCUUGUCUAAUGCUUUUUCUUAACUAUUGAUAGGAUCAUGACUUUAUCUUUCCAUUUGUUGAUGUGGUGACCUACAAUGACUGCAUAUAUUGAACCAUCUUUACAUUUGUUGACCAAUAAAGCCCAUUUAGCCAUAAUGAUCUUUUUAAUGUAUUUGGAUUCGGAGCACUAAGAUUUUAUUGAACAUUUUUGCAUCAGGGAUAUUGGUCCACAGCUUUGUGUGUGUAUAAUGUCCUUGUCUCCAUUUGGUAUCAAAUAUUGAAAAGGUAUUGGUCAUCACUGGUUUGGGAGAAGUUAAUAGUAAAAACUCUCUUGUACUGGGCUUCUAUGGGGGGGUGGGGAGGGGAGACACUUAUGAUUACUGAUACACUGUACUUGGUUGUUAUUGCCUUGUUCAAGUUUUCUAUUUUGACCUGACAUAGGUUUAGAAGGUUUUGUUUCUAAAUAUUUGUCUAGUUCUUCUAGUUCAUCCAAUCUAUUGGCAUAAAGAUAUUCAUAGUAGUCACUAUAACCCCCUGCUUGUAUUUCUAAAAUGUCUAACUUGUCUGUCAUUUAUGAUUAUUAGAAUUUUCUUUUUUUUUAGUGAGAUUAGCAAAUGGUUUAUCUUUUAUGUUUUCAAAGAGCCAGCUCUU